This is a messenger RNA of Phragmites australis (common reed), 1508 nucleotides long. Its product is annotated as putative F-box protein At5g52610. Bases 266 to 1366 code for a protein of 366 amino acids. Lineage: Eukaryota; Viridiplantae; Streptophyta; Magnoliopsida; Poales; Poaceae. Gene Ontology annotation, molecular function: protein binding. The record is from RefSeq and is a predicted model, not a curated record. The transcript has a single exon.
UUGGACAGUUGGAGCACAACACUGGUGCCACCGGAUUCGACGCUUGCAUCACCGGUGCCGUGCAAGCCUUAAACCCAAGCACCUAGCACCCUUCCGUGUGCGUGUAAUUGCUGAUUAUAGGCUUGCUAUUUUAUAGUCCCAGUGUGUCUAAGCGAGUAAGCAUCUCAUCGGCACCAAGCCUCUCUGUGAAAUUCGUGAACUUCUUGUUCACUUCGAGAAACACAUACACACGUCACACGACACGAGCUUCCCCGGUCCUGAAACAAUGGCGAUCCUGAAGUGUACUUCCAUUGACAGUGGCACGGGCUUCAGCCUGAGCGAGGAUAUGCUCACCGAGAUCAUUCUCAGGCUGCCUGUCAAAUCGAUGGCGCGGUCCAAGUGCGUGGCCAAGAACUGGUGCGCCAUCAUCUCCGACGGCUACCUCCGCCGCAGACUCCCCCUGCACCUGUCCGUGGUUUACUUCCCCGACAACCCGGCUCGCGGCAACGCGCCGAGGUUCGCGUGCGCGGCCAGCGGCGACAGUCAUCUGCUUGAGGACUGCGAUCUCGGCUUCUCCCCGUUCCGCGAGGGCGACGUUGUGUGCGACGCCUGCAACGGCCUUCUCCUGUUCCGCUCCGCCGGCACGCCGCGGUUCUACGUUGUCGACCCGGUGACGAGGCGGUGGGUGGCGCUGCCGAGGCCGUCGAGGGACGCGCGGCUGUCCAUGCUCGUGUUCGACCCGUUCAGCUCUCGUCACUACCACGUGAUCAACUUCACCGGGUGGCACGAGCGCGGGGCCGCGGUCGAAGUGUUCUCAUCAGAGACAUGGGCGUGGACCGCGCGCGACGUGGAGUUCGGCGUUCCGGCGAGCUCCCUCUCCGCCGCCUCGAUGCACUUCCACGACGGCGCCGUGUACAUGCUGGCCUCCGACCCACACCGCGUCGUGCGCAUGGACGUCGCCCCCGACGCCGAGCUCGCGUGCACGACGGUCGAGCUGCCCGAGCCCAUGGACGGAGGCGACGGCCGCGUCGCGCACUCCGGCGGCCAGCUACAUUACGUGACCAGAGACGGUGGGCUGCUCAAGGUCUGGGUGCUCGAGGGCCAGUGGCGCCUGAAGCAUGCCGUCAAGGUCGACGACGUCGUGGAGGGAGGGUGCAGGGGAAGCGAGAUCAGGUUCUUGGCGCUGCACCCGGAGAAGGAUUCGGUGUACAUGUCGUCGCCGUGGAAGCUCGUGGAGUAUGACCUGACGAAGAAGGAGAUCACCGGAGCUUGGGAGUUCGGCGGUAAGGAUCAGACGGACGAGAAGAAUCGUGUCGUCAAAACUUGGCUCGUCCCUUCGUCGUGGUACCUAUCGGAUUCCUUCGCUUCUGGUCACGUGCAGUGCUAACUCAGGGGCAAAGUUUGUCGAUUCGUUCUCUGUUAUCUUGCUUGCUUGCAAAGAUAUAUUUUUUUAACGAACGCUUGCUUGUAAGGAUUGGUACUAAAAAACAAUGUAAUUCUUUGAGUGAAUUGAUGUAUGUACUUCUUGA